Zalophus californianus (California sea lion) is the source of this 1101-nucleotide messenger RNA. It is a transcript of the gene TSPAN10, whose product is annotated as tetraspanin 10. Lineage: Eukaryota; Metazoa; Chordata; Mammalia; Carnivora; Otariidae. Gene Ontology annotation, cellular component: membrane. The record is from RefSeq and is a predicted model, not a curated record.
AUGGAGGAGGGGGAAAGGAGCCCCCUGCUGUCCCAGGGCGCCGGGUGCCAGGAGGAGCCCCUCCCCAGGAGCAGCCCACUCACUUCAAGACACCCUAGGCCGGCACCCCGAGAGGACCAGGUCUGGAGGGCAGGCCCUGGGGGAGACCCGGCCCCCUCUCUCCCCUUGGGAAGCAGCUGCCUGAAGUACCUGACCUUCCUGUUCAACUUCCUCUUCUCUCUGCUUGGUCUGCUGGCCCUGGCCAUUGGGCUCUGGGGCUUGGCUGUCAAAGGGUCUCUGGGGAGUAGCGGGGGGGCAGCCCUGCCCGAAGACCCCUUGCUGGGACUGACACUGGGGGGGCUGGUGGUCAGUGCAGUGAGCCUGGCAGGCUGCCUGGGUGCCCUCUGCGAGAAUGCUUGCCUGCUGCACUGCUUCUCUGGGGGUCUCAUCGCCUUCCUGGCGCUGGAGGCUGUGGUGGGUGCCCUGCUUGUGGCCUUCUGGGGCCCGCUGCAGGAUGGCCUGGAGCCCACCCUGCGUGCGGCCAUCACCCACUAUCAGGAUGACCCGGACCUGCGCUUCUUCAUUGACCAGGUCCAGCUGGGGCUGCAGUGCUGUGGGGUGUCCUCCUAUCGGGACUGGACGUGGAACCUGUACUUUAACUGCAGCUCCCCUGGGGUCCAGGCCUGCAGCCUUCCUGCCUCCUGCUGCAUCAACCCCGGGGAAGAUGGCGCGGCUGUCAACCACCCGUGUGGCUUCGGAGCUCUGGGCCUGGAUGAGGGUGCCGCUCAGAGACGGGUGCAUCUGCAGGGCUGUGGCCCUCCACUCCGAGGGUGGCUGCACAGGAAUGUCCGGGCUGUGGGUGCCUGCACAAUCGUGGCUGUGGUCGUCCAGGGGGUGGAGCUCCUGUUGGCCGCCCAGCUGGUGAGGGCCGUGGCUGUCCGCCAGGUGGGGGGUGGAAGCCCCAGAACCGUGGGGACGGAAAGGUCCCCUGCCAAACUGGCCCAGGGCCGACAGCCCCGUAGGACACCCAGGGAAGGUGUCGGAGUAACCACGCUGGGUCUCAGGCACCCGGGCCUCCUCCACCUGCUGUACCUCCCACUCCACAGGGGCCCCUUUCCCUGA